CUCUGGUCUUGUGACUCAACGCCUACACUCACUCAAUCUCUAAAUACCUCGAGAUAUCGCGCAGUCUACCUCUGCAAACCUCCCAGCGGCCCAGCUUCGUUAAUCCCGCGUGAAGAAUCUCAGCUAUGGACCCCAUAUCUAUACUCACGCUGACGGGCACAUGUGUCAAGCUUGUGAGCUCUUUCGCCGGAGUUGUCAUGCAAGUCGACAGCAUAGUAAAAGCUUACCGCGAUGUUCCUCGUGAUAUCGUCUUGCUACGGUCACAGGUAUCAACGACCAAGACAAGCCUCGAUAAGCUCCGUCGCUUGCUCGAAUCUAAUCAUCCAUGCUUCCAAGGCGAGAUGGACAUGGAGACCCUUGAGAUCAGCCUCGAUGCUUGUGGGAUAGUGGUCAGCGACAUUCAGGUACAUGUCACGGCUGUGAGCCAGGAAGUAUCAGGCUUCCGGAGGAAGGCGUGGAAGCGCAUACAGCAUUUAUGGGAUGCCGAUGCGAUGAAAGAGAAUGAACGACGUCUAGGACUACAGUUGCAGUCAUUAAGUGUAUUGCUUACCGUGUGUAGCUUGGAAUCUGAAGGGCAGCGUUGAAAGACUUUGGGAGCGAAAGAGACCCAAAGAAAAUUCCAAAUUGCGAGAGAUGAUGCCUCUUCGUACCUGGUCUCCUACGAUCGAGACACCAUUGUCUCAAACGACGAUUCUGCAACAUUCAGCAAAGAGUUCGACUUUGAUGAGGACAU
Molecule: messenger RNA, 733 nt
Organism: Mollisia scopiformis
Lineage: Eukaryota; Fungi; Ascomycota; Leotiomycetes; Helotiales; Mollisiaceae
Exons: 2
Coding region: 126-584 (152 amino acids)
Source: RefSeq, a predicted model, not a curated record